Molecule: messenger RNA, 1818 nt
Organism: Pseudogymnoascus destructans
Lineage: Eukaryota; Fungi; Ascomycota; Leotiomycetes; Thelebolales; Thelebolaceae
Gene: CAP10
Product: capsule-associated protein CAP1
Exons: 1
Coding region: 1-1818 (605 amino acids)
Source: RefSeq, a predicted model, not a curated record
AUGUCUCGCAAGAUGCGACGAAGAACCCCGACACGGAUUGUGUGUCUUAUACUUGCCUCUGUUCUCCUUACUACGACAUUAGUUUUCUUACGAGAUGGCAAAGCCCCAGCCUCUAUCCCAAAGAUCUUUUCUCCUCCCAGCUCCUCACGAGAUACGAGAGACAGGCUGGCCACUCCAACACCACCAACUCCUACAACUGGCCCUGGCGACCACCCCAUACGAACACUAAUAGCCAACGCCAACGCCGACUUCGAAGCCCUCAAGGCCCGGCAAUCAACCAGCCUCUCUCAGGCCAUCGCUGAAUACAAGCGCCGCUAUGGCCUCUCCCCGCCCCCAAACUUCGACAAGUGGUACGCCUUCGCCAAAGCGCAUAAGGUCGUCCUCGUUGACGAGUUCGACACCAUCCACGACCUCCUCCUCCCAUUCCGGGGACUCCCACCUGCUGUCCUGCGCGCGCGCGUCACCGAAGCUCUUGGCCACGAUAACAUGCUCAUUGCGCUGCAGAUCCGGCAGGGGAAUGUCACGCAUACGGAGGGGGGCCAGAAAUGGGUGAAAGAUGCACUAAAGGGGAUGACAAGGGAGUUCACGCAGUACCUGCCAGAUAUGGAUCUGGCAUUCAAUGUGCACGAUGAGCCGCGUGUGGCGGUGCCACAUGAUGAUUUACAAAGACUCGUCGCGAAGGGUAAAGAGAGCAUAGCGACGGCGAUGUUGAAUGAGAAGCCCCGGAAUGAGUGGAGUUCACAUGCGGAUUUGAUUCAGGGAAUCAAGGAGGUGCCGACGUCACGGUUUAACCACUUUUCUCACCAGUCAACCUGGGCGCACUCAAAACUUUCGUGUCCACCUGACUCGCCAUCCCGCUCUCUGCUAGAAGUGGGAGAAGUGCCAGACGACAACAGCGAGUCGAUUACCUCGCCGCUAGGUUUCAUAUCAAACCAGACGGCGUAUAGCGAUAUAUGCAAUUCCCCGUCAUUCAGCAAAAACUAUGGCUUCUUCGCGAGCGCAAAUAGCUUCAACGUUGCCCAGGAUCUCAUCCCUAUAUUCUCGCAGAGCAAGAUAUCCAGCUUCCAGGACAUCGUAUAUCCUCCCCCCUGGUAUUGGUACGACAUGGUGCCUUAUAAUGCCACCAGGGACAUACCAUGGGCCAAGAAACAGGAGACUCUGUACUGGCGCGGCGGGACUACCGGCGGCUACUCGCGCUUUGGGGCAUGGCGCCGCCAUCACCGCCAGCGCUUCGUGUUGAAAGCAAAUUCCAAUGACCAAACCCCGAUCCUCGCCAAGGGAGACAGCGCCACGGAGUGGACUGAGAAAAGUACUGCUGUGCAGGACCACAAAGACCUCUUCGACAUCAAGUUCACCCAAGUUGGCCAGUGUGAUAACGGCGACUGCACCGCUCAGCGCGAGGCCUUCCACGUGCUCCCCAAGGUGGACCCGAACGAUGCGUGGCACUCCCGCUACCUGCUCGACAUGGACGGCAACGCUUUCAGUGGACGCUUCUACAGCUUCCUGCAGAGCGGCAGCGCUGUGCUGAAGAUGGGCAUAUCGCGCGAGUGGCACGCCGAGUGGCUGCGCGAGUGGGUGCACUAUGUGCCGCUGAGCUUGCAUGGGAGGGACUGGGUCGAGGCGAUGAGGUGGAUUACGGAUGGGGGUGCGGGAGGAGGAGCUGCGACGGAGGAGGGGAAGGCGCUUGCGCUCAGGAGUACGGAGUGGGCGGGGAAUGCGCUGAGGAAUGCGGAUCUCGAGGUGUGGUUCUUUAGGCUGCUGCUUGAAUAUGGGAGGGUGGUAGAUGAUGCGAGACAGAGCAUUGGGUUUGCGGAGUAA